Patella vulgata (common limpet) is the source of this 1285-nucleotide messenger RNA. RefSeq names its product hairy and enhancer of split-related protein helt. Gene Ontology annotation, molecular function: protein dimerization activity; RNA polymerase II cis-regulatory region sequence-specific DNA binding; DNA-binding transcription factor activity, RNA polymerase II-specific. The transcript has 4 exons. Gene Ontology annotation, biological process: regulation of neurogenesis; regulation of transcription by RNA polymerase II; anterior/posterior pattern specification. The record is from RefSeq and is a predicted model, not a curated record. Bases 336 to 1085 code for a protein of 249 amino acids. Lineage: Eukaryota; Metazoa; Mollusca; Gastropoda; Patellidae. Gene Ontology annotation, cellular component: nucleus.
GUGAGAUGCUCGUGACUGAAAUUGACAUGCACGUGCUUAGGCUAGCAGGCGGGCAACAGGAUGUCGCCGCGUUUGGUGUGGAUAUCCUCUGUCAGCUAGCACAUGCAAAGCCACUUUGAAAUGGAAAGGUGUUCCGUAUUGAUCCACCCGCACAAUCUUUUAACGGCACGUGACCAUGCGGUGGCACGUGCAAUUCUAAUCAAAUGUCCUUGUUAAGAGUUAUUUUGGACAUUUUACGUUUGAACGCCAAAGUUAGAGCACGGAUAGUGUAGUUGUUAACAGUUACUGACUAGUUUAACGAUAAAAUCCAUUCCCAAGGGAGGUGAUCAUUUUACAUGGAUUCAAAUAUGGAAAUGGAAAGAUCAUCUCAUAAAGUGAUUGAAAAGAGAAGGCGAGACAGGAUUAAUAAUUGUUUAGCAGAACUUAGUCAAAGUGUGCCUUCAGUUUUUGCCAAACAGACAUCGGGGAAACUAGAAAAGGCUGAAAUAUUGGAAAUGACCGUGGAGUAUUUGAGAGCAAUACAAGCUACUGAUAUUGGUAUUCGUUUUGAGAAUGGUGAAUGGUUUAGUGGCGAUAUUUGGUCGGAUUUUAUACAGCACUACCAGUUAGGAUACAAUGACUGUAUUAGAGAAGUUGUUCGGUAUAUGACAGACGUCGAAGGGAUGGGCCUCAAUGAUACCCGAUGCGUACGAAUUUUAUCCUAUCUUCAAACUAGAUUUCGACCAGAUUCUUCAAUCGGCGGUGCUGGGGCACACAGACCAACAAUGCAGCGUCUUUUAAUACCGAAUAAAAACAGUAAUUUAUCUGAAGAUACAAAAAUACAUCAUAAUUUACCAGCGCGUCGUUAUUCACCGUAUUCAACAUCACCAAAUAUGCAAUCCCGGUUAAAUGACUCAUUUUCUACAGAGAGAAAAACUAUUGCCGUAUCGCCGUCAAGCGUGUAUCCACUUAUGGCUUCAACCAUACGACCAUUGUCAAAAGUGCCACAUUCGCUACCUUUAAAUAUGUUACCAUUUCAGUAUGAAACGAUGUCAGAUAGACACAUAAUUCCAACUUCGGUUCAUAAUUCUCCUCAGUAUAAAUAAAGAAAUAUUAUGAUUUAGCCAUUGUUUAAUGUCAUGGGUUUCUUGUUUAAUUGAACUAUCAAUCAUUUUCAUUUAAUUUUGAAAAUAGUUUGAAGGUGCCUAAAGUAGAGAUGUAUAUCGGCUAUUGUGUUCCAGAUAUUCAUAUGUACAGUCAAUAACAUGACAAUUUCUCCUGUGAAUUGUUAAAUAUCUUAGAUCAU